AUGAAUUUUACCUUCAACCGUAACCAGACGAACGACUUAACAGACAAAUACUACACCAAUGAUGAUACUUAUAACAACAUCUUGACCUUUGUAUACAUUAUAAACAAGUAUUAUCUCUGGAUUAUUAUGGUCAUCGGCUUACCAGGAAACAUUUCCACAAUAUUUACCAUAUCACGCAUGUCGAGUUUAGGAUCGUUUUCUCUGUACGUUAAUCUGCUAGCAAUCGCAGACAGUGUGGCACUGGUACUGAAACUCACCAUCUAUCAACUUUUAAGCAACCAGGUUAAUUUGACAACAAGUGGUUGCCGCAUCAUGCUUUUUCUAGUUACAUUUUUUACCUCUUACGCCAACUGGAUACUAGUCCUGAUGGCAGUAGAGCGUCUUGUAGCUGUCAGAUUUCCAUUAAAAAUACAAAAGUAUCUCAGUUACAAGAAGUCAAUCAUAUGGAAUUUGAUUGUAUGUGUGUCUCUUAUGGUCAUGUACACCCCGAUACUCUGGAUGUACGAUUUUCAGAUCAACAACAUCGGCUGCUACAUUAACAAAGAACCAAUUCACCUGGUCAUCUAUUUAAAAUGGGUAAAUAUCCUUCUGCUAGCCUUCAUUCCAUUCAUCCUUAUUGUACUCAUUAACGUGCUUAUACUGUGUGUCAUCCGCAAGGCUUUUAAGCAGCGCUACCUCCUAACGAACAGUUCCAGCAGCACAGACGUGUCAACUCUCAGACAGACCAUGCUCAUGUUGUUUCCAUCAAAUUUGGCCUUCGCUAUUCUAAUAUUCCCAGCUUGCGCCUUAACAGUUGCAGAGUCGUAUUGGUAUGAAACUAUAAACACUAAAGGCUUUGCAUUUAAGUACCUGUUCAAGGAGAUCUCGUACAUUCUUGUAGACUCCACGCAUGCGUUGAACUUUUACCUUUACUUUCUGAGUGCUCGUAAAUUUAGGAAACAGUUUAACAAGAUGUUUUCAUGCGGUACUGUAGUUAAACCCGUGUCCCUAUAA
This is a messenger RNA of Physella acuta, 993 nucleotides long. RefSeq names its product gastrin-releasing peptide receptor-like. Lineage: Eukaryota; Metazoa; Mollusca; Gastropoda; Physidae. Gene Ontology annotation, biological process: G protein-coupled receptor signaling pathway. Gene Ontology annotation, cellular component: plasma membrane. Gene Ontology annotation, molecular function: G protein-coupled receptor activity. The record is from RefSeq and is a predicted model, not a curated record.